UUCAGCAGAAAAUAGAUCUUUAUACCAUGUACUUGAUUUCAGCAAUAGCUCUUUUGUAUUUUAACAAGCCGUUAUUAAUUUGACCCACACCACGCCUCCAUAGACCGAUAAAGCAAACAAAUAUAGUGUGUUUCUCAUAAUCAGUUUUAUUUUUCACUGGGCUAGAGAAUAUAUUGCUGUAUUUUAUUAUUCAAAUUUGUUUUUUUUGCUAGCUGUAAAUUUGCAGUUUCAGUUUAAUAUCCUGGAUUUUUUUUUAUUUUCUUUGAAGUUAAGCUGUCGAGACAUGGAGAAGGCGGAUUUCUUAAAAGGUCUGCCCGUUUACAACAAGAGCAAUUUCAGCCGGUUCCAUGCAGACUCGGUGUGCAAAGCGUCAAACAGGAGACCGUCCGUCUAUCUCCCCACGCGGGAAUACCCGUCCGAACAGAUCAUAGUCACUGAGAAGACUAACAUCCUCCUGCGCUAUCUCCAUCAACAGUGGGACAAAAAGAACGCCGCAAAAAAGCGGGAGCAGGAACAAGAGCAGGGAGAGAGCCCGGCGCCCCCGAGGAAAAUCGCCCGGACAGACAGCCAGGACAUGAACGAGGACACUUAGACAGCACGUCCGCAGUGCGCCGGACAGACACGCAGACAAACAGACUGUCGGACAGAGAGCCAGGACUUGGGCAAAGGCACCUAGAAAUAGUGUUUUUUUUUUUUUAAAUAUGUAACUCUUUGCAAACGUUUCCCCUUGUCUCAGUUCUUUUUCCACCGCACUGCUCAGCCUUGGACAGAAGGGGGCACCACAAGCCCUUUCUGCUGGGACACUUACUGGGUUUGAUUCGAAGGGGUCUGACUGGAAGAGGAUUGCUGGGAACACAGUUUUUUGUUUGAGUAGCAGCAAUGCUCAGGCUAGGUUUAAGCUGAUCAGCAAACGAAGACAUUUGUAUUUUUUUUUUUUAAUUGGGCUAUUAUUAUUUGUUGUUAUGAGUUUUGUUUGCUAACUUGUAAGUGUUGGAUUUACAUGUUUCUUUUUAAACUAUGGCAAGCCAGCUGCCUGCGAGUGGCAUCUGCGUUCUGGUUUUAGAUUCGGAUUGCAUUCCUGAAUGUGGAAUGAGCACUGAGUCAGGAUCGGUUUGUAUUUCCACUGGCUAUCCGCUCCCGCACCACAUAGUACAGAAAUCCCACGUCCAGUCUCUGGGAUUGACCGUUUUUAGUUUUAAAGCCCAGUGCCCAGCUGUAAGUCUGACGGCUGCCAGCUUUCUCAAGGAAGCACAAGAGUAAAGACCAGCUUUGAUGCUUUUUCAUGUCCAGAUCGUGGGUUCUAAGCAGUACUUAAGAUAAGGUGUUUUUCUUGUUUGUUUGUUUGUUUUUUUCCUUAAGGUUAUAAAUAAAUACUGCUGAGGCUUUAAGUAUGCAAAACUAGUACUAGACAGAAUCCUUCAGUUAUCUUGCAAGUAAGUGAGUUUUGUGUGUCAAGCAGUGUUUUUCAGUGGCUAAUCUUGAAUGCCCAUUUGAAACAUCGGCAACGGGACUUGCCAAGUGACACUGAUAGCUUCAAUUGUCCUCCAUUCCUUGAGACGCUGUCUUAAGUUUCUGCCUCUUAAGUUUUCUACUGAGCUAAAAAUGUGUUCAUGUAUCACAGCUGUAAUCAGGUGACUUCCAGGAGUGAACGCUUCCUGUCUCAUGUCCAGUGCAGCUAGCGGUCAGGUGAUCUUGGUUUAGCCCAAUCAUCAGUUAGCAAACCGAUGCAUCAUUGGGUAGCCAAACCAAGGUGCCCUAGUCACACUGGGGGUGAUUUUCAAAGCUCGGUAACAUUUUGUUCAGUCAAAUCUCUUAAUAAAGCUCUGGAAUUAAAAAAAAAAAAAAAAAUGAUAUUAAUUUUAUGCACAUUCAUCACCCUUAACUAUAAA
Messenger RNA from Acipenser ruthenus (sterlet), 1889 nucleotides. Its product is annotated as DET1- and DDB1-associated protein 1. Bases 284 to 592 code for a protein of 102 amino acids. The transcript is spliced from 5 exons. Lineage: Eukaryota; Metazoa; Chordata; Actinopteri; Acipenseriformes; Acipenseridae. The record is from RefSeq and is a predicted model, not a curated record. Gene Ontology annotation, biological process: positive regulation of proteasomal ubiquitin-dependent protein catabolic process. Gene Ontology annotation, cellular component: Cul4-RING E3 ubiquitin ligase complex.